UGGGUGCGCGUAGGUGGCGAGGAGCUGACGAACGCACCACGAGCUGCGGUGGCUCGGAGAGGAGCCGCAUCCGGGCGGAGGGGCGGCGUCGUCGUCGUCAUCGUCGUCGUCAUCGGCGGCGGCGGCGGCAGCGGCGGAGGCCGCGGCAGCGGCGGCGGGGUCGUCGUCGCCGUCGUCGGCGGCGGGGGCGGCGGGGGCGGCGGGGGCGGCGGGGGCGGCGGGGGCGGCGGGGGCGGCGGCAGAGGAGGUGGACGCCGAGGUGGCGUCGGGCGCCCGCGCGCGUAUGGCUGCAGUGGUGGCCGCGGCGUCUCGACGUGCGAGGCAGCUAGUGCUUGUGGGCUCUUGAGGGUCGCUCCUCGUGUCAGUCCUCGAGGCUCGGAGUUGUAGAUGCUACGCCCGCGAAUGGGAUGGGCUCGACCCUUGCCCGCACGGCCGCGACUGCGAGCCAUGCAGCCAGCUGCCACGAAGACUCCGACGAGGAGCAGCCCAAUAGCCACUCCAAUCGCCGCGACUACCGUCCCGCGGGCGUUGUCGGAGCCGGGCGAUGCAGCCAGUACUCCGGUCCCUGGCGGUGGCGAGGGCGAGGCGGAGGGCGGCGGUGGCAAGGGCGAGGCGGAGAGCGGCAGUGGCGAUGGUGGCGGCGCCGACGAUGGCGGCGAGGGACCAGGGGCCCCCGCUCCACCUCCUCCGCACGCGCAGCACGCCUGGCUCGCGGCGAUCCCGCCUCCCCUGAAGUCGGAGCCGCAGUCGAACGGCACGUCUCCAAGUGUUACUUGACCGAGAUACUCACAGUCGACGCCACUACCGUCGCUGAAGCGCCAACCGUCGAGUCUCCAGCCGGGCGUGUCGG
Messenger RNA from Emiliania huxleyi CCMP1516, 850 nucleotides. RefSeq lists its product as hypothetical. Lineage: Eukaryota; Haptophyta; Isochrysidales; Noelaerhabdaceae. The transcript has 3 exons. The coding region runs from base 403 to 777 and encodes 124 amino acids. The record is from RefSeq and is a predicted model, not a curated record.